UCUUUCUCAAUUUGCCUUUGUUGAGCCAUAAUUAACUCAUCCUGAUUAUAUUGUGGGGCAUCUUCAGUGGCAGUGGAUGAAUUUUUCGCUUCGUCGCCCAUUAUUUCGAAUUCCAAGUGAGAAAUAAAGAACUUAAAUCGAUCAGAAUAGUAAGGGAAAUGGGCUUCAAAACGUGGAUCUUUUUUAAUUUUUUUAUGAGUUCAUACAUGGUUCUAGUUUCUGGUAGAAGUUUAACACUUUUUUUUGAUAAUUACCAACCUAUCAUUUCCAAGAUCGACAAAAAAUUUCUGAGUGUGGCUUUGGACUCGUCAGUAAUUCAGAAUGGCUUCAAGAAAUUCAAUAUGUCGGAUCCAAAACUGGUGAAAAUGAUAAGUCAUAUUUCCCCAGCUUAUUUUAGAGUUGGCGGAAAUAUGGCUGAUCGCCUGAUCUUUGUACCGAAUGGAGAAAAAUCUAAUUCAAUUUCGAAUUAUUCAGAGGAGAUUGAACAAUGUUCCCAUGAAUUUUGUAGUUAUGCAGCAACAGCAAAUUUCUCGAUGUACGGUAAGGACUGGUUACUCCUGAACAACCUGACCAAAAAAUCCAAUUUAGAAAUGGUAUUCGAUCUGAACGUCUUGAGGAGAUUUCAGAAUAACACCUGGGACUCGAGAAAUGCAGAGGAACUCAUCAAAUUCUCGGACAGACACAGACUGAAUGUGAAUUGGCAGCUGGGGAAUGAGCCCAAUUCCUUCCGUCACACAUUCAACUACGAAGUUAACGCCAGCCAGUUAGCUGCUGAUUUCAGAAUGCUCAAACGGAUUCUUAAGAAAUACGAGAGAUACGCCAAAUCGUAUGUCAUUGGUCCUGAUACCACGAGGCCCGAAAUUGAGCACAAAGAGAGUAUGAAAUACUUGGAGGAUUUCCUGAAGAAUGGUAAAGGCGCUGUCGACAUUGUCAGUUGGCACCAGUAUUAUUUCAACGGCAGAACUGCGACAGAAUCCGAUUUUCUAGAUCCAGCAAUUUUCGAUAUUUUGAAUUGGCAGAUCGAUGUAGUCAAACAGAUUCAGAAAAUAACGAACACGGGCGAUAAGAAAGUUUGGCUAGCUGAAACAUCAUCGGCAUGGGGUGGCGGUUCACCGAUGUUCUCCGAUAAAUUUAUAGCUUCCUUUAUAUGGUUGGACAAGCUUGGAGUAGCAGCUAAAAAAGGGUUGGAUGCUGUUGUUCGACAAUCAGUUUUCCAUGGAAAUUACGCUCUGAUAUCGGAUAAUCUGCAGCCAAAUCCUGACUACUGGAUCAGUGUACUCUACAAAAACUUAGUUGGGGCACAAGUGAUCAAUUGCUUCAAUGCGACUUCCAGUAAAGUUAGACUUUAUUGUCACUGUACCAGCGAUGCUAUCCGAAAAAAUCCUAUUUCCCUGAUAACUGUUUACGGAAUGAAUAUGCAGGAUACUCCUGCUAAAAUACGAAUUCUGGGUUUGGACGAUGAUAUUCCAACUUCUCAAAAGAUCGUUGCAUACACUAUAUCCAGCAAUGGAUCACUUCUAGGAAAGGACGUUUAUUCGAGUGGUGUACUGCUGAGGCUCACACCGUCAAACGAAUUACCUCACUUCAAUUACACAAUCGUGAAUGCUAAACCCUAUGUGCUCAUGCCACCAUUUUCGAUAGUUUUUUGGAUUGUACCGACGAAAAGUAGAAUUUGUUAUUGAAAGAGUUCAUUUUUUGACUCAUCUCAACUUGUAUACACAUCCAUUUCUGGGUCAUAUUUUAUAUUGUUGAAAAUUUUACGAAUAAAAUCAGAUAUUAGUAAA
This is a messenger RNA of Coccinella septempunctata (seven-spotted ladybird), 1784 nucleotides long. Its product is annotated as heparanase-like. Gene Ontology annotation, molecular function: hydrolase activity, acting on glycosyl bonds. The coding region runs from base 159 to 1682 and encodes 507 amino acids. Lineage: Eukaryota; Metazoa; Arthropoda; Insecta; Coleoptera; Coccinellidae. The record is from RefSeq and is a predicted model, not a curated record. The transcript is spliced from 10 exons. Gene Ontology annotation, cellular component: extracellular matrix; membrane.